AUGCAUCCGAGAAAAAACACCAAGUACAUCAAAUUAUUGAAAUCAUAUUUAACCACACUACAAACAAUCCCGAAGGAAGGAAAGUAUGCACGAUCAAUGGAAAAUAUUUACGAAGUCCAUCAACUUGUUAUGAAUUUCUUUGCAGAAAUGGAGAGUAAUAAUAGCAAUGGAGCCUCUUCCUCGGAUAUGGAUAUCUAUAAGGAAGUUGAAUUCAGUUUUACUGAUUCAGAAUUACACAGAAAAAGAAGGAAGCAAAAGUCAGCAGAGAUAAAAUUGGACAUUUUGAGAGAUGUCAUAGCAGAAAUUUGUGAUUCUCUACAAACUAAGAACAACACAACAAGAAAAGGAAUACAAUUAUUGGUUAACAUAGUUGAUGCAUAUUUACCAUUAUUGGAUGAUCAAAAGGAAUUAAUUCUUAGGUCCAUUGUUGUAUCAAAAACCAAAAUAUUAUUCAUGCCUAGAAAAUUUAACACAGUACAGGGAACAAUUGAAAAAUGCGACCAACUAUUUCUAGCGAUACCUUUCGAUGAAAAUACUUUGGAGAACAAUCUAAUAAUCAAAUCAACCACUACGGAUCCAGACGUGCUACAUGCUACCUCGAAAACGACUCUUCUUACUGUAUAUUUGAAAAAUUGUAAAGAAAAUAGCCCAGUAGUGAACAAAUUUAUGGAAUUCCUAAUCAAGCAAGUCAAAUUUUGCGAUUCAGUGCUCUUGAAUGAUACAGUGGAUGGAAUGCCUCUGUAUCAUCAAAUAUUUAUGUCCAUCAGUGAGGUUUUAAUGAAAAAUAAGCAAUCCAAUAUGUUUUCAGAGGUACAGCUCGUACUAUGGAGAGAACUUUUGAUAUAUCAAAUCCAGAUAUAA
This is a messenger RNA of Naegleria fowleri, 861 nucleotides long. RefSeq lists its product as uncharacterized. Lineage: Eukaryota; Heterolobosea; Eutetramitea; Acrasida; Naegleriidae. The coding region runs from base 1 to 861 and encodes 286 amino acids. The record is from RefSeq and is a predicted model, not a curated record. The transcript has 2 exons.